AUGACUGUCAUAUAUUCGUUGAUAGCCUUAAUAGGGAUCAUUGGAAAUAUAUUAGUGAUUGUUGUUGUGAAGAAAGUGCCGAGCAUGAUUACACCAACCAAUUGUUAUUUGGUAUCCCUGGCUUUAUCAGAUUGUCUUUUUCUUUGUGCGGCUUGGCCUGUAGAAUUUAGCUAUCUACAUGCGGAUCAGAAUGAUUAUGCUUUCGGGGCUAUCGGCUGCAAGAUACUUACAUUCCUUCCAUAUUUGGGGAUUAAUGCGAGUUCAAUGUCAAUUAUGGCUUUUACAAUUGAGCGAUUUAUUGGAAUAUGCUACCCCUUAAGAGCCCGAUAUAUUUGUACUGUAAAAAGAGCCAAAUUAAUUAUUCUUUUUAUUUGGUGCUUUUGUAUUCUUUAUAAUAGCCCUUGGCUUUACUUGGCUACUCUCAAACAAAUUGAAGGUGUUGUGGUAUUUGUUGCCGAUUUUUCUACCUUUUACAUUUUGCCAAUGUUCCUCUAUAUUUAUUUAUAUGGCAAAAUAGCCUAUACCCUUACAAAGUGUGAAUGGGUUAUCGGAACGGGUAGUGCUACUCGCCUUGUUAAUAAUAAUUUUUCAAUAUCAGCCGCUAAGAGUAGUAUUAAUUCUCAAUCAAGUGUUAAAGGUUCAAGUAGAUCCCCUAUUAAAUCUAAUGAACCAGAAUCUCAAACAAAUAAUAUUGGGUCUUCAAACUCUAGACGUGCUUCUACUAGUGUGAAUAGUAAAUUACAGGUAAUUAAAAUGCUUGCCUUAGUAGCUUUUAUUUUUGCCGUUUGUUGGUUACCUUAUAGGGCUAUGGUUAUGUACAAUUCUUUUGCUUCUGCAAUUAAUUGGGAACCUUGGGAUUAUGAUUGGUUAAUUUUUAUGUCCAAAACAAUGAUUUUCUUCAAUUGUGCUAUUAAUCCAGUCCUUUACAAUUUAAUGUCCAGUCGGUUUCGAAAGGCUUUUAGACAGCUACUAAGAGGGCAGAAGAGGCAUAUUAAUGUUUAUAAACGCGGAUCGUCUUAUCUUCACGAUCAGAAUAAAAAGAUUAAUGGAGAUGAGGCGACAGAGAUGACAGCAGAUAUAAAGAGAUUUAGCACGAUAGUUACUUCGGGAAGGGAAGAGGAAUGCUUAAAUGGGACCUUAAAUAAUUAA
Messenger RNA from Meloidogyne enterolobii, 1149 nucleotides. The record is from the annotation of a GenBank genome assembly. NCBI's taxonomy places the organism in Eukaryota, Metazoa, Nematoda, Chromadorea, Rhabditida, Meloidogynidae.